AAUCCCAGAGCGCAGCGGGAGUUAGGGUCGCGGCGCGUGCGUAGAAUGGGGUCCGCUAAAGCCGCGGGUCGGUUUGAAGCGGGGGAGGAGCUCCAUGGAAACGGGGCCGCGAAGUGUCAGCGAGCGGGGUAGCCGCUGGACGCGGGGCAGCGAUGGCCAGGCCGCCCAUCGCCCCCAUGAGCGUCAGGGCCACAGCGCCCGAAGCCUUCGCCGUGCUCCGCCAGAGGAUGAGCGUCGUUGAGGAGCAGACCAGCGCGCUGGCGAGAGACCUAGAGAUGCUGGGUGUGAACGGACAGAGCCUUGAUCUCUUCCAUUCCAAGCCCUUAGAGACACCUGGGAGCCCCCAGCCUGUUAGCCCGGUUCGGGCCAGGGUAGCCUUUGCAGGUGAAAGUGACAUGCUGUGGAAGAACUGUGAAUCGCUCGUGAAUCGAAUGUGCCGGUUGGAGAGUGUUGUGCAGACCUUGAAGCUAAACCUCUUCCGGCUGCAGACUGAAAAGGAGCUGAAUCCCAAGCAUGCAGCGCAUCUGGAACAGCGUAUGAAUGCAAUGCAGGAGGAACACUUGCAGGAACUGAAGGUUGUGCAGCUAGAGGCAAUGAAGUUGCGCCAACAGCUAAGUGAGGCAAAAGAGGAUGUAGAAAAGGCACAGGAAGAAGUUCAAAGAUUAAGUGCUGCUUUGGAAAUUGCCACAGCAACUAAGACAGAUGUAGCCAUUGCAGCAGAGGAGCUGAGAACAACAAAACACAUAAUGAACCAUAGACUUCAGGAGCUAAGGGAGCAGCUUUUCCAGGAGGCAAGCCUGCGGGAGUCUUUGGAGGAAUCCCAAGCAACCAUGCUGCAACGUGUGCAGGAUAUGGAGAUAACAGUGGAGGCAGAACGGGAACAGGUACAGGUGCUGCAGCAGGACUGCCAUGGCCUGCGCAAGGAUGUCCAGCUUGCCCGAGAGAGGUUACAGAAGGAGGAGGAGAGAACUGUACAGCUGGGGCAGGAAUGUACACAGCUGAAAGCUGACCUGGAUUCCAGAAACUGCAUCAUUUCCCAGCUCAGUGAAGAAGCAAAAAAUGCACAGCUGUCUUUCAGCAAAGAACACGAGGAAAAUGUGCAGCUGCGAUCUGAAAUAACAGCUCUGCGAGAGACAGCAGAAAAAGUACAGGCCAUUAAUGACCAGUUGAACCAACAGUGCUCAGAACUGAGUGCUACGCUUCGAAGAGUUUCCAUGGAGAAUGCUAAACUCAUUUCAGAUCAUCAGGCCAUGCUUAAGGCAGAACAGGAGAGGAUGACUCAGAAACUGCUGGAACAAGACUUGCUGCUGGAUGCUGCCCGUGCCAACAUUAUAGGAGAGCUGCAAAGCAUGCGGAACGAAAAAGUCCAACUUCAAAAAGAGCUGGAGGCCUUGCACACAGAGCAUUCUGGCUGCAGACAAAAAGCAUGCCUAGCUGAGCAGAUGACAACCACACAGAAGGUGCUCCUGGAGUCUACUAUUGCUAGACUACGAGGUGAACUGGAGACAGCACUGAAGGAGAGAGGAUCUCUACUGUUGGAGAAGGAGAGUCUUCAGCAAGAAAUGAAGAAAGCAGCAAGUGACAUAACACAGGAGAGGAACAAAUUGGAAGUGGAACUAACUGGGAACAAGCUAGAAAUGGGUGCUAUGAGAUCCACACUGCAGAAUCUGGAGAAGGAGAACAAGAGGCUAAUGGAUCGCUUGGCAGCACUGGAACACCAGCAGUAUGCUCAACAGCAGGUCGAACAGGUUCUAGCAGAGCUGACUGACAGUAAAAAUAAACUGGCCUACGACAAAGGAAAGCUUCAGACCAAAGUACAGCAGCUGGGGGAAGAACUGCAAUCUCUUGCAGAUGCACAUUCAGAGAACAGCCACCUUCGCAAGCUGAAUACAGCCUUAGAGACUAAAUAUACUCAGGUGAAUAUAGAACUUGGCUCUGUCAAGAUUAACAUGCAAAGGAUGGAAGCUCAGCUGAAGCAGGCACAGACCACCCUUGAACACAAAGAAGAAGAAUUUUCUAUGGCAAUCAAGUCCCGUGAUGAGGCAUUGCGAGAGAGUCAGAAAAUUAAGGGGCACAUGGAAGCCAUGGAAGAGAGGGAGAAGCAAAAGGUGGCAAACUUACAGCGCCAGCUACAGGAGGCAAAGGAGGAUAACGACAAGGUGACAUCUGUCCUGGAGAAUGUGCUGGCUUCUCACAGCAGGAUGCAGGCAGCUCUGGAGAAGGUGCAAACUGAGCUGGGACGCAAGGAUUCUGAGAUCACAGGGCUCAGAAAAGACAGGACCCAGAGCCAACAAAAAAUCCAGAAAUUAGAGGCAGAAUUGGAACAGCACCAGGCCAAAAUGGUUGUCAUAGAAACUCAGCACAAUAGUCAGGUGGACCCACUUUGUAAAGCACUAGAAGUUGCUAGAGCAGACAACAAGAAGCUUGCUUUGAGUUUGGAACAAGCUCUGCAGGCCAAUAGUACCCUGCAGAGCAAGCUGAUACAUACUCAGGAAGAAAUAAACAGGAAAGAAAUUGAGCAUCAGCAGUUGAUGGCCUGCAGGGAGCAGCUAAUUGAAGAAGCCACAAUGGAAGAAAAGCUGUAUACCGAACGCUUGGAGUCCUUGAAGAAGCAGUUUCAGACCGAGCGAGAGGCUACAAGGAAAGCAGGUCACAGGGAAUCUGCUGAGCUGAAGAAAGCCCUGGAAGAGGCUUCUUCCAAAUCUGCUGAAGUGUCCCGGGCUAACAGGGAGCUGCGGCAGAAAAUAAUGGAGUUGGAAAAGUCCCUGGUCAGUUACAGGGGGAAGCUAAAGAGCCAAAGAGCUCAAAUCAGACACUACUUGGCCUCCAAAACUAACAACAUCCAGAACACAGAGAGGAUAAAGGAGAUUGAAUCUGAGCUGAGGCAAAUGGAGCUGAUCAAGGAGCAGUAUCAGAAAAAAAACUAUGAGCAGUCACAGAGCAUCCAGAAAUUCGUGACAGAGUUAACAAGUCUUCAGAGUGAGAUGCAGACCUUGGCCAAAAACCAGCAUGAAGUGGCAACACGGAACAGGCAGCUGGAGGCCCAGCUGGAAAUGGAGCAGAAAGUGCGGCGGCAGCUAGAGAACCAAUGUCAGAAGCUAGAUGAUACAGUCAAACACUUGAAGAAAUGCAAAGAGGAAACUGAGCAGAAACUGAAAGAAGCCAGUGUAGAAUCGGAACAGAUCACAGCUAACCUGGAGGAAGCUCACCACUGGUUCAAAUCUAAAUUUGACAGCCUGCAGCUAGAGCUAGUGAAAAACAAACAGCAGAAUAUCCCCAGUGAAAGGAACUAUGGCAAGGAGAUGGAGAAGGAAAAGGCCAUGAAACUCCCUAGCCAAGCCUCCCUGAAUCGCUGGGAGACUAAGCAGCAGCUCAAACUCAUCUCCAGGAAGUACCAAUCUGAGCUAGACAGGAAGUGAUGUCAUCUAACCCAGGAGCUUCCAGGCUGCCAUCCCACCCUGCACUUGUGAACACCACAGUUCAGACCAGAUCUUCACAUGCUGGAAGAUGAGCCCUAAGGUUGAAGUAUCUUGAUCUAUAAGCAUCUGCAUAUUUCAGAAGAUUUUUGAGUGGGUGUAAGCAGAGGUCCUGUAUGAACUUAUGAACAGGGUCUGCUCUGAUUCAGUGAGGAAGAUCCUUCAAAUAAAAUGCACAUUGACUGGCUGGCUGAUGGGAGACCAGUGCAGACAGGUUUUGGAAUAUUAAUUUAAAUUGUGUGCUCCAGUUCAGCUUAGCUAAUAAGUCUCACCUGUCUGACACAUACUGGAAUGUAUUAUUUUGUGAGGUAGCUUUCCAUUUCCCCCACCCUAACAUGGCCUUUGAGUGGGACUAGUUUGCUUAAACACUUUAUCAUGGAACUCAGAUCAGCAAAACCAUAAUUUAUAGCAAAGAAAUUAUUCCUAUCUCUAAAGCUUCCUAUACAAGUAAGUUUAUGUUCUGGAUCUUUGUCUCCAGUCACAUCUCUCAUUUGUGUUUUAGCAGCUCAAGAGGAGGGGAGUGGGUUGGAAUGAGCCCUGCAAAGUGAGGAGACAUCGUUAUUAUUGAGAGCUCAGAUUGUUGUGUAAGGAUUCUGCCUAUCCAGGGGAUGGUCUUUUGGAUUCCUAGGUUGGUGAUGGUAAACUUGCUGAAAGAGGGCAGUUGUCCACUGUUGGAUACUGAUGGUUACCUGACCAGUACAGGGAGGAUCCCUUCUUAGCUGAUGGGAACAGCUACCAUUAGUAGCAGUAAAAGGAGCCCUGGGUCUGGGCACUGAGAGGAGGACAGUGCCCUUGAGCAAUUGCAGGAUCCCUGUCUUUGCCCAAGGCUCCAUUGCUGGAAGGUGCUCCAUGUGGGUGUGAGAGGCUGCCAGGCAGAACACCUUGCACCAUUGGUACCCAUGUGAUUAAUAGAGUUGAUUAAUUCUGCACCACCUUGGAACAAGUUACCCAAAGGGCAGGUGGUGUCCAGAGCAGGUGCUAUACACUCGUAGUUGCAGUGGGUUAAGACUUUAACUACCAUUCCCUUAUGAUAUAGAAAUGAACAAUUUUCAUCCACUGUUCAAUUAAUGAGCACUUAUGAGUAGCUCAGAUUCCCUCCUUAAAACUCAGUCUGUCUUGGCUUACGGUGUAACCCAGCUACAUCAGAUGUGCUGUUACACACCUAAUUUUAAUAAUUACAGUGCUGUUUCCUAAGCUUCCUCCAGUUGUCUGAUCCAUUUGUUUUUGUGGGGCUAGUUUGAAGCUCUGUGGGGCAAAGGCUAUGCCUUCUUCCUCUGUGGUGUGUACAGAGCCAAGCAUAUUGCUGGGACUUGGCAAAUAACAAUCAUUCCACCCAUUUUAUAUACCUACAUUUGUCAUAUAAACUUAAUUAUGCUACAACAGCCUGGACCAUUAUUUUAGGACCUGGUCCUGCCCCUAUUGCUGUCAAAUGGGUAUUUUGCCAUUGACAUCAGUGAAAACAGGAUCAGACCCUUAGUGAUUAAGCACCCGAUUGGAAGCCCAUUAAAACUAAUAGGUAUCUUUUCAUUAACUUCAGUAGCCUUUGGCUCAGAUCCUGUUAUGUUGCUGAAAUUCCUAAGCAGCAGAAGUCUUCAAUACAACCUUAUGUUCCUCCUCCCAAUCUACCACUGGCGAGCUGAGUUUCUGCACACCACAUCACUUCUGAGUGGUGGGGUUAAAAUGAGCUUAUGUGUAGGAUUCUGUGCUAUAGCCCUGUUCUCCUCUCGGGUCAGUAUCAGUAGUGUAGUCUAACUCUGCCAACAUUAGCACCUCGCUGUAGGCAUAGCCUGAAACCAACCUAGCGUGGCACUGGCUGCCUUAUUUCACACUUCAUCUAUUUGAUCUCGUUAAGCUAUGUGGCUGUUAAUGACAAAACACACUGCCCUUCAUCUAAAAAGAGAUGCUAUGAGGUAUGGUCCAGUGAGGGAAGACAGCUCCAACUGCUACCAUCCAGUUUCCUUUAGUAGUUGUUGCUACCAAGGAGCCAUUGUUUUAGUGAUUAGUGGGUAGGGAUUCUUUCUUUCAUCAGGCCCUCUUUUCACAGAUACAGGCCACUGGAGUGCUGUGUGUAUAACUGCUGUGUAUAGAUAUCUGCUGACUUUGUAUUUAAAUAGUCAUUAAAUCUGCUUUAAUUAAUACUUAAAUAUUUGCAGUUUGUCAUUCUAAUCCAUGGUACAUGAAACCUAUUAUUUCUUUUAAACAAGUACCCAAUAAGCACUUGUCCUGAGGUGUUUAGGACUGAGUGUGGUGAGACUUAGACGCAGUCUAAGCAUAGAGUAAUACGCUGCUGUAGUGCUUUUCAUCCUAACCACUAGCCUACUACAGUAAAGCCCAGAGGAUGGGGAAAUGCCUUGAUGUUCACUGAAUAGUUUUUGCUGAAUACUCCCUUCAGCAUGGCGGGAGGAGCAGCAUGAUAGGAAGGCAGGAUACCACAGCCUAUCAUAACUACAUAGUAAAUUGAUAAAGGCAGAAUACAAUUACCUUAAUUUUACAGGAACAGUAUGGUUAAUGCUGUUCUUACAGACAGCACCCUGGGCUUGGGCAGGAACUCCGUUUUGUGCCUGAAGCAGGGGACGGGUGCUCCUAGUACCAUGCUGGGGCACUGACACUGAAGGAAGAAUAGCACCUCCAGAGUCACCAACCAGCCUUUCCUGCAGGGCACAGCUAUUCCCUGCCACCCUGCACUGACCUGCCACUGCCUUCUGAGCCCUAUAGAAUUAGAGCAAAGAUAGCUAGGACUGCACUUCUGAGAGGUUCUGGGCUGGGUGGUCUCCAUAGUUCUGAAGGAGGAGAGGGGAAAAAAACAGCUUUUUUCUAAUUAGAUACUGUCUCACAGUACACAGUUAUGGGUUGGACUUCCCCCGCACUCAAUGAAGGUAGGAGCACACAUGCUGUUGAAAGCCAUGGGAUGUGUUCUUUUAACUCAGUUUUAUGGCAUGGGAUUUCCAAAAGCACCCAACUCUUUCUAAAAAUUGUCAAAUGGGACAAUACGACAGCGGAGAUCACUUUAUUUUCCCCACUAUUGGAGUUGUGGUUUUAAAUUCAUUGUAGUAGUUAGAGUUAAAUUCAGACCUUAACUUUUCCACCACCUGCUGAAUAUUGGUAGGAGUAGAUGUACAGUGGAGUCACAUCUUACGCGGGGGUUAGGUUCUAAAGUCAGCACGUAAAGCUAAAAUUGCGUAUCGUCAAAAUUACCCUUGAAAAUCCCUUAAAUCGCCCAUAAAGUACAGUAUACUGUACAUGGUUUUGUGUAUACAACCCUGUACAGUAAUAUGUAUAAAUGUAUACACUAAUGUACAGUAUAAAGAGUACAUAUGCAAAAUAUAAUUUUACAGUAAUGUAUUUUUAAUUACAGGGGGGUAAUUACAGGGGGUUGACGGCUUGAUGUCGAUCCAGGAGGAUGGAUGUGAUGGAGAGCGAGUCGUAGACGAAGUGGUUGGCUCUGGUUCAGCUCAAGAAGUUGAUUGCGUAGGCUCAUCUGCUGCUGGUUGUUUUUCCUUUAAAAACAUGGUGAUCGGCAACUGUCGCUGUUGUCUCUUGAGCUGCUCAAACAUUUCUUGGUAUGGUCUCAAAUCAUCCAUAAUACUACGUGUGAUUUUGAGGCUUCGUUCCAUAGAGGGAUCGUAUUCAGAAAUUAAAUCAUUCUUCAUUGGCAGAUGUAGUUUCACCAGUAGUCUCCACAUUUUUGAGGUUGAAGCGGUUCCUAAAACUGUUAAGCCAACCUUGGCUGGUUUUGAAUUCCUUCUCAUCAGAAGGCUGUCCCUCUUCAGCAGGAGGUUUGAACAGCGUGUAGAGGCUAAGAGCCUUUUCUCGCAACGUGUUGCCAUCGAUAAACACACGUUUACAGUUCACGUCUUCCAGCCAUUAGUUUAAUGCCUUUUCAGUCUUCACUAAAGUCUUAACACGCACCAAGCUCAUCACCUUAGCAGUUAUUGGAGCACUUGAUGCCACAGCUUGAAGAAUUUCUCUCUCUCGAAUCUAGAUGGCACAGAUGCUAGAUUUGUUGCGGCCAUAUUUACGCGCCACGUUGGAGACCAACAUACCAUCUCUCAAUAAGUCCAACACAGCCAGUUUUUCCUCCAGCGUUGCAACAGAUGGCUGUUUCUUCGGUUGAGCACCAGAUGAAGUAGUUGGCUUGAGUUUAGGGGCCAUGUUGUACGAAAAAUAUGUAUCUUUAAACACUAGAAUCACACUCAGCGUGGCGAGAUGCUCACACUACGAGAGGCAAGCAGGAACUGAGACCGACUGAGGGAACAGCAGAUUCAUGUCUCCCAUCUCACGCUCACUCCGGGGCAUAUGCUCAUUGAGUGGAAUGGUCGAUGGAAUCGCCCGCGCUAUUUACAGGAACAGAGAAUUUGGCAAGACCUUUGUUCCAGUUUUCUUCAAGAGCUGUAACGAGUGGCUGAGAUUUAAUGCAUGAGCCUGGUUAUACCACCAAACUGACUAAUGUGUUAUCUAAUAGAAUUCGCGUUACCACUAAACUUCAAUUAGUUGGGCCAGCUCGAAGUACUACACAUACCAAAAUUUAGUAUUGUAAUACUACAAAGACUUUUAAAACAAAUCUUACUGAAGAUAAGUUUCAGAGAUAAGACUAUCAUCAUCACUUCCAGCAUGACGUUAUUUCUCUGCAGGAUAAGAUCAACAUAUGACACCUGUAUAAUCGGAAUUAUCAUUCUUGAUUAGCGAAGCAAUAUACAGAAUUUGCAGCACCUCUCUCUCAAUAUUUAAUUAUUUAAUACAGGAAGAUAAUGGGCUGUAGGUUACGACACCUAACAAGUGUUUAGCCCACUACACAACUUAGGACUUUUUUUUGUUUUUGCUGAGAAUAAGUUAUUUAAAUGAUUGUUGAUUUUAUAAAUAAAGAUAUUUACUAGACCAA
This is a messenger RNA of Caretta caretta (loggerhead turtle), 8355 nucleotides long. The record is from RefSeq and is a predicted model, not a curated record. NCBI's taxonomy places the organism in Eukaryota, Metazoa, Chordata, Testudines, Cheloniidae.